AUGGCCGUCACCCGCGACAUCCUCAAUGCCUAUGUCUGUGCCGAGCCGCCGCAGCGGUACUACCACCUGGGAUUCAGCGAGGCCGCCUGGUACUACCGCCGCGACGUACGAGUGGAGACGGCGCCGGGCGGCUGCGGCAGACCGGCAAGGCUGGUGUCGCUGCCCGGACUGGCCUACUUCAACGACCCCACCAGCCCAAGGGUGCUGGAGAGGGUGAGCGACGCUGCGUGUAGGAAGGCGUCCCUGGAUGAGUGCGGGUCCGCGGCGGUGCAGUUCGUGUACGGCACCGACGCCGGCGCCGGCUUCUGCUACUUGCAGUCUGAGGUGCGCUGUUGCGCGGAUCGAUAG
Messenger RNA from Miscanthus lutarioriparius, 348 nucleotides. The record is from the annotation of a GenBank genome assembly. NCBI's taxonomy places the organism in Eukaryota, Viridiplantae, Streptophyta, Magnoliopsida, Poales, Poaceae.